GUGAUUGUUAACGUUUCUCCCUGUUUGUUUUGCGUGCUUGUGCAGCCCGAGCGGGAAGAAGUUUCGAAGCAAGCCCCAGCUGGCGCGCUACCUGGGCAGCUCCAUGGAGCUCRGCACCUUCGACUUCCGCACGGGCAAGAUGCUCAUGACUAAAAUGAACAAGAACAGGCAGAGGAUGCGCUACGACUGCUCGAACCAAGCCAAGGGCAAACCUGAUCUGAAUACUGCGCUCCCUGUCAGACAGACAGCCUCCAUAUUCAAGCAGCCUGUCACAAAGAUCACCAACCAUCCCAGCAACAAGGUGAAGAGUGAUCCGCAGAAAGCCGUGGAUCAGCCCCGGCAGCUCUUCUGGGAGAAGAAAUUAAGUGGCCUGAACGCCUUCGACAUCGCCGAGGAGCUGGUGAAAACGAUGGACCUUCCGAAAGGUCUGCAAGGGGUUGGCCCUGGCUGCACGGAUGAGACCCUUCUCUCUGCCAUAGCCAGUGCUCUGCACACCAGCACCAUGCCCAUCACGGGGCAGCUGUCCGCCGCCGUGGAGAAGAAUCCUGGAGUCUGGCUCAACACCUCACAGCCGCUUUGCAAAGCAUUUAUGGUGACAGAUGAAGACAUUAGGAAGCAGGAGGAGCUGGUGCAGCAGGUGCGCAAGAGGCUGGAGGAGGCCCUCAUGGCCGACAUGCUCGCCCACGUGGAGGAGAUAGCGAGGGACGGCGACGCUCCUUUGGAGAAGGAAGGCGGCGAGGACGAAGGCGAAGAGGACGAGGAGGAGGAGGAGCAGGACCAUGACCAGGAGAUGGAGAAUGUAUAGUCUAGGGAGUUCYAUCGAAGAAUUCCCAGUAUAAGCCCUGCCAGCAGGGUCAGCACAACGAUUUACAAAGCCCAAGUGUCUGCAGAGCGCCCUGCAGCGCCGCGCGCCGCUACCCACGAGCAUCUUCCCGUCCGCUUCAGGAAGAGCCGAGGAGCUGACGGUUCGUUCGUUGCUGGGUAGUUUUGACGAUGGAACUUGACUAAACUCUCCUCCCCCGCCUUUUUCUCAAGGGGUAGGAUCAUAGGGAAUACAAAAGUGGGAGGGAUUAAAAUAUAAAAUAGAGGGAGGGAAAAUAUUAGGAAGCAAAAUUCCUAUCUUUUUUUUGUUUGUUUUAUGGGUCAGUGAUAGGUGAUAAGUUUUUCAGGCUUUUCUAUCCAAGUACUUUUACCAGUGACCCAUAAAAACAGUUUUCUCUCCACUGCAAGCAAGAGAGACAGAGUUUCACUCCUUGGCUGCUCUGCUGUGGGCUCCGUGUUUGUACCAGACUUGUAGGGGGGUCAUUUUAUGUUGUGGAUUGUCAUUCCAUACGUCGAUUCAGGUCACUGAAUUUCACUUUCCUCACAAGACCACAUUGGUCUUGACGUGUAGUCUCCGAGACGAACUGCCAGGGUCUCUUCCCUGCGACGCUCCGUGGGUUCYGCGCCGGGAAUUGCUCUCACAUCCAGGCAAUCCGGUUUUACAUUAGCUCCAGCAGCUGCACGCUGAAUGCACCACCGGGCACGUUCUCAGCGUGGAUCUCUGUGUGUGUCCGAGUGUAGCCUAAAAGCCUUUUGAAGGUAAAUAUACCUGCUCUGUGGUAUAUUCUGCUUUGGUUUAAGUCUGCUCAGAAGGACUUUUUCCGCUCGGAAUGGAAGGAUGAUUCAUUUCUGACCGACAACGAGGAAAUUUUUCCUCCUUUCUCUUCUGGUGCCAAGAACCCUGACCUCUGUUUUUCUGUGUGUGGAGGGAAGGGAAUCCAUUCCAAUAGGUGUGUCUGCACUUCUGCUCUCAUGUGCAGAGAUAUUCUGACCUCUUUUAAGAAAAAAGAACGGAAAAAGGUUGAUUUUUCUAUAAUUGAUAUCUUAAAAAUGAAUCUAAAGCUUUUUAUYAAGUAUUAAAACUUUCUUACUUGCAUGUGCCGUGAAGUGACCAGCAUUUUGUGUCCAAAAACGAAAUGAUGUGAAACCUGCCUUAAUGUGUUUAUAAGUAUUUGGCUUCACCAUGGGUACCUUGAUUGACUCCUCAGUCUCUUCCAGUACAUCGGUGAGCRUAUUGGACUAAAGUUUGUGGCUAAAAACCAGGCUUAUCUAGGAAGGAUAGCGGGAGGGGAGGAAGAUCAGAAUUUAUAGUUUGGGCAAUGUGUCCACUAGGUCRCCAAAAUGAUUUUAGUCUUAGGGUAUCCAUUGCAUAAUGUAUGCAGGGAAGUCUCAGUUGAGAGUACAGUAUGAAGUGGUGGAUUAAGUAUUGAGCCACUAACCAAUUGUACAGGUUGUUGGUAUCCCAAAACUUGGGGAAGAAAGUAGCUCCCAGAGCCUUUAUCACGUAAGGAUGAGUAGCACGAACAGCAAGGGGCCAGGGGAAUUGCCUGGGAAGCAGUAACCGUGGGGAAUAGUUCAGCUUAGGGACCUGAGGAGGUGCAAGCUCCUUGAGAAACACCCCACGCCAAAGUGAUUGACCUGUUCUUCUUCAAGAUGUGAAAUGCGAAAGCUCUUUGAUACUGCUCAUGUGGAGUACUGYGAGACGACUGAAUUGUACCGGGCUGCUGCCCUGCCGGGCGUUUGCUGUGGGCGCCCGGGCCUGCUACAGCUGC
Nothoprocta perdicaria is the source of this 2594-nucleotide messenger RNA. RefSeq names its product methyl-CpG binding domain protein 3 (gene MBD3). The transcript is spliced from 6 exons. The coding region runs from base 104 to 805 and encodes 233 amino acids. NCBI's taxonomy places the organism in Eukaryota, Metazoa, Chordata, Aves, Tinamiformes, Tinamidae. The record is from RefSeq and is a predicted model, not a curated record.